Messenger RNA from Solea senegalensis (Senegalese sole), 8576 nucleotides. RefSeq names its product synapsin-3-like. Lineage: Eukaryota; Metazoa; Chordata; Actinopteri; Pleuronectiformes; Soleidae. Gene Ontology annotation, biological process: neurotransmitter secretion. The transcript is spliced from 14 exons. Gene Ontology annotation, molecular function: ATP binding. Gene Ontology annotation, cellular component: synaptic vesicle membrane; synaptic vesicle. The record is from RefSeq and is a predicted model, not a curated record. Bases 216 to 1910 code for a protein of 564 amino acids.
GGGAGAGGUUUGGUUUGGUUUGGAGGCUGAGGGAGAGACAGUGAAGCUGAGCGCAGAAGAAGAAACAGCAGCAUCGUUAAGAGAAGGAGAAGAAGAGUAAGAGGAAGGAGAGGAGGAAGAGGCUCAUCAGUCGCUAAUCACUGACAGCUGCUCAGGAUUUUAGGCAUUCUUCCCCCUCAUCCUCUCUGGCCUGACAGACCCACCAGCCCAUCACCAUGAACUACCUUCGCCGGCGCCUCUCAGACAGCAGCUUUGUGGCCAACCUUCCCAAUGGCUACAUGAUGGAUCUGCAGAGGCCGACCCCUCCAGGUUCAUCCACCUCCUCUCCUGCUUCCCCGGCCACAGAGAGGCGGCAGCCACCAAGCAUCCCGAGCCAGACCCAGGUCUCAGGUUCAAGCUCUGGCUCUGGCUCUGGCUCAGCUGCAGGUUCAGGCCCAGCUGCAGGUUCAGGCUCAGGUUCAGGCUCAGGAGUGGGUUUGGGCUCGGGCUCAGCUUCAGGAACCGGGAGCUUCCUCAGUUCCUUCUCCAGUGUAGUGAAGAGUGCUCAGAUGGCCCAGAAUGUCGCCGCUGCUGCACAUGCCAAAUCAGCUGCAGCGGCAUCAGCUGAGGGCGUCUCAGCAGGAAACUGUCAGCCCGCCAAGCCUGCCGUACGCAAGCCCAAGAUCCUGCUGGUGAUUGAUGAUCAACACACAGACUGGGCCAAGUACUUCAGAGGGAAGAAGCUGAAUGGAGAGUACGAGAUCCGAGUGGAGCAGGCUGAGUUCUCCGAGAUCAACCUGGCCUCCUACGUCAACUCGGGGUGUAUGGUGGACAUGCAGGUCAACAAAGGUGGCACUAAAGUGGUCAGGUCCUUCAAGCCAGACUUUGUCCUGAUUCGUCAGCACGCCUACAGCAUGGUCCCCGGUGAGGACUUCAGGAACCUUGUGAUCGGCCUGCAUUUUGGUGGCGUCCCAAGUAUCAACUCCGUCUUCUCUAUCUACAACUUCUGCAGCAAACCUUGGGUGUUUUCUCAGAUGAUUAAACUCUACCACUCCUUGGGUCCUGAGAAAUUCCCCCUGAAUGAACAAACCUUCUAUCCCAACCACAUGCAGAUGGUUACAACUCCCUCCUACCCUGUGGUGGUCAAGAUGGGGCACGCUCACGCUGGUAUGGGAAAGAUCAAAGUGGAAAACCAGCAGGACUUCCAGGACAUCACCAGUGUGGUGGCUCUGGCCGGGACCUACGUCACCACUGAGCCCUACGUCCUGUCCAAGUACGAUAUCCGCAUCCAGAAGAUCGGCAACAACUACAAGGCGUACAUGAGAACAUCUAUUUCUGGCAACUGGAAGGCAAACACAGGUUCAGCCAUGUUGGAACAGAUCGCAAUGACUGACCGAUAUCGCUUGUGGGUGGACUCCUGCGCCGAGAUGUUUGGUGGCCUUGAUGUCUGUGCAGUGAAGGCUGUCCACGGAAAAGACGGCAAAGACUAUAUCAUCGAGGUGAUGGACAGCUCAAUGCCUCUGAUUGGUGAACAUGUGGAGGAAGAUAAACAGCUCAUCACAGAGCUGGUCCUCAACAAGAUGGCCCAGGUGCUUCUGGGAGUGUCCACACCUCAGCCGUCUGCUGUCAAGACUACACAGCCCAGACGAGGGGGACACCGCUCCUCUUCCACCUCUCCAUCCCAGUCGGCGCAGGGUUCACCUCAGCGAGCCCGGUCUGCCACCACCUCUCCCAGUCAGGCCUUCCAGCCUGGACCCAUCCCUGCCCCUUCUGGUCCUGGAUCUCAGAAACAGUCACCCCAGCUAAACAAAUCCCAGUCACUGACCAACACCUUCACAGAGACGCUACGCGGGAGCCUGACCGACGACGAGGCUAAAGCCGAGACCAUCCGCAGCCUCCGACAGUCCUUCGCCAGCCUCUUCUCUGACUAAGAACUUUCCCGGGAGCUUCCUCUUCCUGUUAAUCAUCAGGUGUGGGGUUUAAAAAAAAAACCUGACUGGUGAAACUGUUACGGGGUCUCUCCUCUUCCACUGAGCCUCAGCUUCCUCUUCUUUCUCCUUGUUUGUGAAAUUUAAGACCCAGAAAAACCCGCUGUCGUCAAACGAACCGUACAUUUGUCACUAGAAAGGCCCAACAUUGAAGUAAUGAUUUCAAUUUCUGCAAGUUUUACUCCACUUGGUGAUCUGUUUCCUUUUUGUUAUUCAGUCAUGAUUACAUGAACACAUACAGUUUACCAGGUCCAGGUAAGUUCAGUCUGACCCACAGUUCUUCAUGGUUUGAGUAGGUGGACUGAGCCUUUUUAAAGAGAUAUCUGGCAUGUUUCAAGUUAAAGUGCAGUUGGAAAGCAUCUGUGAUUGACGCAUUCACAUCAGUGUUCACACUCCGGCCUUUCUAGUGGUAAAUCAUUGCCGUAAAUAAUCAUGAUCUUGCCGUAACUGCUUGCCAUCAUUUGUCUGUCCAACCUGUGAAACAGUUUGCCGUGUGAUUUAUUUAUGUAUUAUUUAUGACACAUGUAUUCCCAUAACUUCAACUGACACGCAGCUUCCAAUCUGUUUUCCAGAUGUCAACAGCAAUACUCUUAUCUGAAAACAGUCGCAGUCUAACCCACGUGAACCUGAACCCGCACGCUUCACCAGCGAUCUUCGCCAGCAGCCACGUUUUCUCACACGUACCUGUGCUGUAGACACACAUUGGUUUUACAUAGUUGAAUCCUCGAAUCCUUAAAACUACCAAAGUGCUUUUUAAUAACGUGAAAUAAAAAAAAAAAGAAAAAUCCCCACCUGCACUGGGUCAGGAAAACAAUCAGACAGCCAUCAAACCCAUGCGCUUGUGAUUUCACAUGGUGCAAUCUGCUGAACGGGCUCUCGCAGCCGUCGUCUUCCAUCACAGCUCAGAUCUUCCCCUGCACUCACUCUUCUGUCUGAUGCACCGAGAAGCACAGUGGAGGAAGUUUGUGGGGGGCUUGUAAAAUAAGAACUACUUGAGGUGAAUUCUGAGAUGUUUAAUGUGCUUGAAAUAGUUGUGUAACACUGCUUCUUAUAUCCUCAUCCUCUUUAUGCUCUUAAAGUGUCAGCUGGGAUUGGAGUUAAUUCAUCAUCAUCCUUCUCUAUCUUUUGCCUCGUGUGUGUUUGUGUUUUUGCAUUUCUUUAGGAGCUUUUCUGGCAUAUACACUGACCUUGUCAGGACCAAUUGUCCUCAUGGAGACUAAAACCUUGUCCUAAUGAGGCGGAACCUCAUUUCUGAAGAGCUGGUUAAGUUUAGGGCUUAGAUGAGAAUUGUGGUUAUGGUUAAUGUUUACGAUUAAGCAUUAAUGGUUAUGGUUAAGUUUAGGGAUGAUGGGUUAUGCUGUCUUAAGAAGAAUAGCUGUGCGUGUGGGUGUGUUCUUGUAUGGGUAGCUUUGUGAGGACCAACAAAUGUAUUAUCCAUAUGAAGUGAAGGAAUUUUGGAAAGUGAUGAAAUAUUGGCUGGUCCUCACAUCUGUAAAGGGCUAUUGGGGGUUUAAGACCUGGUUUUAGAGAAAGAAUUGAGUUUAGGUUAGGGUAAGGAUUAGGAUCAGGCAUUUAGGCUAAGGUUCUAAUGAAUGCAUUAUCUCCACGAGGGUCCUCACUAUGAUUGCUGCGCAAACGUGUCUGUGUGUGCGUGUGUUUUAUCUGCAUUGAGAGAAGCUACAGUCGCUGCUCUAACAAAUCCUGCUUUGGAAAUGCAUGGAAAUGAAUGUACUUGACAGAAAACCAACUCAAGCUCAUGAUUAACUAGUCUUGUUUUACAGCAACUGUAAUUUAUUUCUAAUUUCCUGGGAAGAAUGAGGAAAUUGUGCAAAUUCAGUGAUUGCUUAAUGAUAUAAUUAUCACUCAAGUGUUAAACACAAAUGUUAAAAGGCAGCCACAGCACAGUUGAUACUUCUAAUCAACACAAAAGUGUAGAGGAUGCAUUAUUUUGAAUCAGACAUUUCAUUGUUGAGGUUACAAAACAAAAGGUUACAUAAAUUGUUCAUAAUUAUCCAUCCGUGUGGAUACAACAAUUUGCAAAGCAACUUUUUUAAUUUAAUAACAAAUAUGUUUUAACGUAAUUUCAUGUUGUCACUAAGAUGAAAAUGUCAAAUCUUCUUAUAAAUUUACUUUUAAUAGUCUCUCAUGGCCAACCUGCAGUAACUGCAGGACCCACUACGGGGCCACUGCCCUCACUGAAGUCUAAUUUAAUUGGAAUUGCUUUCAGGUUAACCUUCUAUUAUGUUUAAUUCUUUUAUUCUAUUAUUUUGAAGCUGUAAACUUCUAUUUCAUUAUGAGCAUAUUUGAUAUUAAUUUAUUAUCAGCACCAAAUUACAUCUUUUACAGGAAAUGUUACAAUAGGAGAUUGCAAGAAUUUGAUUGAAAUAUAUAUUUUUUCCCCCAGAAAAACGUUCCCUGUAAUCGUGGUGAAGAAAGAGAGUGAAGGUUUCUUUUCAGGCAGAGAAAAGCCAAAGUGUUUUGCAGGAAAUGAAUGAGAUGUGAGGUAGGUAGGUAGGUAGUUGGCUCCUUGAUUAUCUGAGCUACAAACUCAAUAAGCCCAGAUAUGUUUUAAUCAUUUUUUUUCUUCUUUCUCCAAUUUGGUUUAAAGGGACCUGAACAUACUAGGAAAUCAUAAAAUGCAGUAAGUGUAUCUGUUAGUAGUAUUCAGUCAUUUAAAUGGACUUGUCCUGACUCCAAAGUCAGAAGUUUUCAUUGUUAUGUUAUCAAUAAUAAGAAUAAUAAAAAUAAAAUAUGGUCCUAGUUUUUAAAAAAAACAUUCAAAUGCAUGAAGCUGUACAAAAUGUAUAGUAAUGUGUGGGUGUGUAUGUGUGUGUACAGUUGUAAACUUCUGUUUGUAAUAAUUCUAUCACUAAACGACUGCCCUUCUUUGCAAUAAUUAUGUUAAUAAUAAAAAUAAGAAUUACCCCAUUGUUAUUUAAGCUUGACACCUUAAGAGCUUCUAGGUUCUUGCUUUUUGUGGGGAGAUUUUUCGUCCGGUGUAACUGGCGGUAACUUUAAAAAAACUAAAAAGCUCAGUAUGUGUUAGCUCGAGACAAUGCACACAACACUGCUCAUAACCAACAACUUCACUAAGCAAUGAUGUGCGUGUGCGUGUGUGUGUGUGUGGAGCUGCACACGGUCAGCUGUUUGUGUAGUUGCUAAGUUGAGUUGCUACAUCUGUAUUUAAAAUGUCUGUUUGACUUUUCAUGUCAGUAACAGUAAACGGUUAGAACGUUAGUGACGGAAUGCUAAAAACAUUGUAGUGCUGAAAGCUCCUUUAACUCUGAAGUCAUCUUACUGUAAUGUAAGCAGCUGUACGCGGGUUAACACUGCUAAUAUUUACAGCUAUUGUUAGAGCAUUUGUCCUUUAUAUUUAAAGCUGCUGUCAGUGAAAUUUACUUUUUGGCUAACGUCCUGUCUGUUGUAUCGUUAGCAUUACUUUCCUUCUUCCUUAUGUCACCUCAUGAACAUAUUUGAUGACUGGGGAGCAUUUAUUCAACGGCUAACAGAUUUUUUUGCCCGAUUUUACCCAUGAUUCAUAGUUGGGCAGAGUCUGUGUAGUCUUUGAGCUAAAUGCUUAUUUUCAUAAUGUGCUUUGUUUGGCCAGCCCUUGCGCUAACACCCGCAAGGUGCACCAUGAGCAAAAUGAAGCAUUAGACCCACAAUGCAGUUCUGCGUCACUUCAUUCCACUCCCUUUUAAGUGAAUGAUGAGCCUUUCAAUUCAGUAUGUAUAAUAGAAAAUAUUAUUUAUUGAAGCCACUGCGGGGAGAACAAUGAACCAAUGUCCAAUAUGUAGUUGUAUAUGUAGACUGCCGCCGGGUCAUUUAAACUUAGCACAUUUAAAACACAGUUCAAUCCAUAAAUAAUCACAGGCAAGUUUACAUUCAGCAGUUUCUGUUUCAAAACACAAUUUACACCCCCUUGAGAUGUGAUGGUUGCUUUAAACUGACAGCAGCUUUAAACUGUGUAGUUCUAGAGUCAGCAAACUCAGCCUGUUCUCCUCUAAACACCAGGAAGUGUGCGCAAGUGAUCUUGUCUUUUAUUGCCUUGUUCCUAAUCCUGUGAGUGUUGUGUUCAUACAGUGGGUACUAAUCUCUGAGUUAAUGCCGUGUUUUGCCUUUGGCACCAUGUCAAAAUGGACCAAAUUAGCAUCUUGUUGUUGUGAGAGCCCACUGAUGGUUAAAGUCACAUUGUUUUCUUCUCAUUGUAAAGAUGCCUACCACUUAUAUACUGCAGUGUGAUAAGCCAUAAACAUAAUUAAAAGCAUGAGGAUUUUUACUACAGCUGUGACGUUACUGAUGAACUGACUUUGAUCACUGUGUCUGUUACCUUUAAAGGCGUUCAGUGGCCUGUCCUGCACAGCCACUGAUGUAUCAGUGAAUUCACCACACAGUUGAAUAAUUUAAGUCGGGGUUAACUCUGAUGUCAUGUUUCACAGCUCUUCUGCACUAUUGGUUUAAAAUGGAGUUGAGGUUCUAGUUGUUGCUGUGUGUGCUCAUCUCUGAGGUCAGAUUAUAAUCACUGAGUGGAUGAUUUCCGCUUCUCACGUGUGUGUCUAUCUCUGGCUCAGCUGCAGUGUAGUCUCUCAACACACCUGCUAAUGUAUUUGAUUGGACCGUAUUUGAACUGAGCUGCAAAGUUUACUAUCGUAACUACCUCAAGUUCAGCAGUGCUCUGCAGAAACUGACUGUAGAGUGGUAGUACUGGAAGAUUUUGUGAAAUGAGCAGCAUUUUUAGACGCGUUUGACGGGCUGUAGAAGAACAUCAGUGUGUUUAUAGAUUUCCUCCAAUAUUCAAACAUUUGCAUGCAGCUGCUCAGUUACUCACUCACUCCACCAACAUCUUCUUGAACUGUAACCAUACAUUUGUCUUCUCAAAUAUGUUCAUAAUCAUUUUCAAAAUGUUACUCUCUUUAUGUCCUAAGAUGCCCUCUAAAGAAGCAGUUUUAAGGGUCAGGUCAUACUUUCCGCGUCGCCAUGAUAUACAUUUCCGCACAGGUCAACUCAGACCCUGAGUGGACACCUCCAGUUUGAUUCAGCACAGACCGUAACAUCGACUGUAGCACAAUGCUUUGCAGUCCAGUAGGUAGCUGGUCAAAAAACAACAACAAAGAAGAUGGUAACCAUGGAAACUUGCUUGAGUUCAAAAGAGGAAGUCUGCUCGUCGUUUAAAGAAUACAAGGACAUAAAAUGAGGGUAUUUCCUAGUGAGAAAUGGUCACUACUAAAAUGGAAUGCGAGAAUACAUGUGUGCUGACACUAGAUUGAUAUGGACUGGAAAUUGGAAAGUGGAAACUUUCCGUGGGAAUUAACGGGAAUAAACUGGAAAUCUUCAAUUUUGGAGGUUUGGGUACUACCAACCAGUUGGUAAAUAAUGUAUUGCAUCAUAAUCUUGGCUAAAACAAUCCAAUUUUGAUGCAAAUACAGUUUUGUUUUUUUUCUCAUCUUAUUCAACAGGAAAAUGCUGUAUACGCUGUCUGCUGUGUGGACUGUUGUCUCAUAAAUUCCCAUGGAAAGUUUCCAAUUUGGAAUAUUUCCAGAAUUCACAGGAAAUUGUGAUGCAGAACCCAGUCCUAAAAUCUCUGCACCAUUUGAAAACAAACAAACUCAAACUUCAAAUGAUUGAAGGCAUUCUGAAAGGAUGUCAUUCGUUUGCGGCCUCUUCAAAAUGUUUUUCCAUUCAGGCUGCCGUAGAAACAUGGCCGACACAAAAUGGUGGCCUCUGUAAUGCAAGGCCUUUAUUUUCAAAAGCUAUGAAAACCAAAAUGAUUGUUAUGCUGAAAGCAAGUACACUCUUAUGCAAACAUACUCAUGGGUAGUUUACAUAAACCGUCCUAAAUAUCACACACUGGCCCUUUAAUGCUGUUUCCUAGAUGGGCAGCUUCCUCAGCUGAUUACAGCCUCAGCUUCACGCACCCUUCCUAACGUGCAAUCAACUCUUCCAGAAACUACUGUUGAUGUCACAGAUGCAACACCAAGGUGGUUUGUUUCUUGUUUUGUUUUAAAACAGUCACUGCUCAUUUCACAAAAUCCCUUCACCCCACCUUUAAUUUAUCACCUUUAUGAUUCCACUCUUAGUUUUGAACUGCUUUGGAGAGAAAUGCAAUAUUCUGCUACGCUGAGCUUUUAUUUGUCUUUUAGCUUUGGGGGUGUGUUGACCUGACACAUAACCUGAAUCUGAAUUGAAUAUAGUAUCACUAUAGCCAAACCAAGUCCAAAUCCAGUCAUAUCUGUAAAUGUGAGAAAUACUGUCAUUGCAUGGGUUUUAUCUGCCGCUCCCUUCAGUCCACUGUGUCCCUCCCUCUCUGCUGAAUGGUGGGUGGAACUGUGCGAUACUUAAAGUGUAGUGAUGUUCUGUAUAUUGGUGUAAAUGUGGCAUGACCCCCCCACCCCCCCAUCCCCGCCCGUCCUUCUGUGCCUCAGGUGUGUAAAUCUGGUCGUCAUGUGAUAUCAAUGUCCGGUUGCUUAUUUGUGAGACGUGCGAUGCAUCUCAUGUGUUUCUGUAACUUACAGUAUUAGUGUCAAGGUUAUUUUUGUUCUCUGUAAUUUUCCUUCUUUCUGUCCCAAAGUUCAAGAUUUCUGUUAUUAAAAAGGAACACGUUUUACUAUA